Molecule: messenger RNA, 446 nt
Organism: Moneuplotes crassus
Lineage: Eukaryota; Ciliophora; Spirotrichea; Euplotida; Euplotidae
Source: the annotation of a GenBank genome assembly
AAGCGAUCAUGACGACUGUAGCUAUCCAUUUCUGCUCGAACUGCAACAACAUCCUAUACCCUCAAGGACGUAUUCUCUCAGCAAAGGAAGAUGGGCUUGGUACUCUCAAUUACAAAUGCAACAUUUGUGGAAUGGUGGAGCAAGCUGAGACCACUAGUAAAGACGCCUACAAGAUCUGUGUGGACACUAACUAUGAAGAAGAGCGUGAUAUCCAGAUAGACCCUCUAAUAAUCCACGACCCGACCUACCUCAGAAAGAAAGGUGUAGAAUGUGAGAACUGUGACAAUGAUGAAGUGAUAAUGUACCAUCACCACUUGCAAGGUAUUAUUCAGUCCAAAGUCACCUUCGUCUACCUUUGUACCAAUCCUAAGUGCCUCAAUCACUGGGUCCACAGUAAUGAAGGAGAGUACCCUGAAGGCAUAAGUGACACAGACGAUUCUAAGUAA